UUGCAACGAAUAAUAAAAAGAAGGCUUGGCUUAAAACAAUUAUUAAUAAUAUUAAUUAAGCUAUCAGUAUAAGCCAUGGACUUGGACGCCGCCCCUGUAGCGGCAAUAUUGCAGGCUCACGAGGGCAAGCAGCAGCAGGAACAACAAACACCCCCGGCGUCCGCAACCGCUGCGGCGAAUGUGAACGAAAAUGGUGUACAAAAACCAAAAGUAGAUACACCAAAAAAAUCAGAACCUGCGGACGCUAUUGAGACACAUUCCAAUGUUACAGGCGAAAAAGCGCAAAAUGAGACAAGCGUGGAAUCGCCCAUUGAAAAAGUAUUGAUUACAAUAUGCAGCGCCGAUCGCAAAAAUAAAAAGACAUUUAUGUCGUUGCCCAGUAGGAAAGAUGUUAUUGAAAAAGCGCAUAAAUUCGGAUUGUCAGGAAACACAAUUGUAUUGGAAACCAAUGGGUGUGAAAUUUGCGAAGAUGAAGUCCUAGUUUUCGCAGCUAAGGAAAAAAUAUUACUCAUGCUACUAAGCGAAAAUGAUGAGUACGUAAUCCUACCUCCUCCGUCGCCAUUAAAUCGAUCCGAUCGUGCUGGCAGUUCAGUAGAUCCCAGUUUUUAUGCCAACAACAGCUUGGUGUCGAAUGCCAAUGACUCUACAGUUUCAAAUGACGAGACAUUAUCAUUGGCCAGUGCCUCGGCUAGUGGAAGCAAUUCAAAGACGACGGCGCUGUUUAAAGAUUUCUCGAUACCUUGGAACAAGGUACCCAACGAAAUUAUGAAACUUUUACGCAGCAAGAACAGUCUGGGAAAGCGUUUAAAUACGCUCGGCAAUAUUCUGGUGGACGCAUUACGUGAGCGUUCGGCUCACAUACCCACUCGAGUCUUCCGUCAAGUUGCUCAACAGGCGGCUGAAAAGUAUCCUGACUCGUUGUUGGAGAAGGAUCGAGAGGGCCAGCUUAUUGCCACCACGCCACAAUCGCUUAUCUCGAAAAUGAUCAAUCGCAAUAAUGCAUUAAACAGACCGCAGAAACGCCAGAGCUCUGGGAAAUUCGAAAUACAUAUAGCCGCCAAAAAACGAAAAACGAGCAAUGGCAACGGCUUGGUUGCAGCAAAUGGUGAUGUUCAAGCUAUGGCUGUCAAUCGCGAUCUUGACAAUAAAAAGGCACUGCUGAUCUCCAGUUAUCGUGGCAGUGCGACGGUGGAGCCAGCUACAAUUGCGGAAUAUAUGAAGGAAUGCUUUCCAUUGCAGCGAGCCUUCUUCAACAAUAGUGAAAAAAUUCCCGACAUUACGUCCAUUAAAGAUAACUGGCCGUAUAUAUUUAACAAGGAUAUGCUCUACCAGCAUUUUGAGUUGCUCAUGUCCAUUGAUCCGCUUGUGCUGGAGAAAAGAUUCCUUGCAGAAAAAGAGCGAAUCUUCAAGUUUUUUAAAACUUCAAAAAAUAAGAAAAUAAGCGGGCUGGAGGAAAGCAAUGCCAAUGUGGUUCGCGGCAUAGCUUAUUUCUUUAAUGAAGACCCAGAUUACAUAUUUAAGCAGAUGGAUAAAGGCCCACUCGCAAAGGAUACGCUACAGCACGUAAAUCCAACCAAUGCGCCUUGGGUGGCUCUAGUCAAUACUCCACCAACGACUGCCGGCGCUGAAACACAAACAGAUGCAAUGGUUUACAUUGAAGGCCAAAUUAUGGCCACCUUCACCUCCACCACCAUCGAUGCCCUCAUCCCUGACAUCAUUUCUCAAUUGCUAUGCUACUAUUAUACCUUCAAUAUGAUGUAUCCCAAGGAGGCCAAUCAGACUCUCGAAUUUAUUGUCAUCUACUUUCUUCAAAAUGCGCCAGAACAUGCGCGCAACUCGAAGAAGGCCAUUACUAACAACAGUAAAUACAAUCAGCUCAUUGCCAAGCUGGCCAAUGCAAAUGGUUGAGUUUGGCUGACAAGCAGACACACACGCACAGACAACAACAGUAACAAGAACAACAAUUCAAACACUUUAGCAACCGUCGUCGUCUCAUUGUAUUUAGUUAUAUAUUUAUUUGCAGACUUAUGCACUUGUACUCCUAUUCCUAAGUUUUACGAUACAUAAAUUGUGUAGUAUGUUGUGUAUACCA
Scaptodrosophila lebanonensis is the source of this 2092-nucleotide messenger RNA. RefSeq lists its product as uncharacterized. The coding region runs from base 76 to 1908 and encodes 610 amino acids. Lineage: Eukaryota; Metazoa; Arthropoda; Insecta; Diptera; Drosophilidae. The transcript is spliced from 4 exons. The record is from RefSeq and is a predicted model, not a curated record.